CUAAAAAUUGUCGGCCAAUCGUCGUCUGGUCACGUGACCCGGUUUUGCAGAGGCGUCGUCCCGCCGAACCCCCGGCUAAAAGCACCGAUUCCCAUCACAGUCAGCUGCCGAAACUCCGGUUGACUAGUCACCGUCCCAGUUGUUCGCUUCUCAGGUAGACGUUAAUUAACACCAACAAAUAUCAUCAUGGCUGACGAUGAGCGGAAGCGCAUCGAGGAUGAAAAGAAGAGGAAACAGGCGGAAACCGACAGGAAGAGGGCGGAAGUCCGCGCUCGACUCGAGGAGGCCUCCAAGGCCAAGAAGGCCAAGAAGGGUUUCAUGACUCCGGACAGGAAGAAGAAACUCAGGCUGCUGCUGCGUAAGAAAGCCGCCGAAGAGCUGAAGAAAGAACAGGAAAGGAAGGCCGCUGAGAGGAGGCGCAUCAUCGAGGAACGUUGCGGAAAGCCGAAAAACGUCGACGACGCGAACGAAGCCGAGUUGAAGAAGAUUAUCCGACAGUAUUACGACCGCGUCUACAUUUGUGAGGGUCAGAAGUGGGAUUUGGAGCGCGAAGUCAGAAAGAGGGACUACGAGAUCGCAGACUUGAACAGCCAGGUCAACGAUCUCCGAGGUAAAUUCAUGAAGCCAACCUUGAAGAAGGUGUCCAAGUACGAGAACAAAUUCGCCAAGCUACAGAAAAAGGCGGCCGAGUUCAACUUCCGUAACCAACUUAAACAGGUCAAGAAGAAGGAGUUCACCCUAGAGGAGGAGGACAAAGAGAACGCGUCAAAAGACAAGAAGAAACCUGACUGGUCGAAGAAGGGCCCAGAAGAGAAGAAGGUAAAGGAGGAAGAAGUCGAGGCAUGAGGAUGACGUUUGACACACGAACAACAUAUAACAACGCACAAGUAAACGCUCGAGAUAUACAGAAAAAAAAAAUGAAUAAUAAAAAAUCACACACGCGGAUUUACAUCUCUGUAUCUCGCUGACGUGAUAUAUUGUAUACAUAUACAUACGUGUGUAUAUGUAUAAUAUAUAAAAAAACACACAGUCACACAAAAUAAUUAUUAAUAUUAAUAUUACUACGAUUACUAUUACAUGCUACUAUUAUUGUUAUCAUUAUAUAUGUCCGUCAGACAUUUUAGACAAUAACUCUUACACGUACAAACAUCGAUCAGCGAGUAGUACUGAAAAUCUCACACCGUACAAACAACGAAUUCACCCGGUUUUUGUCUGUGACCAUGUAAAAGGAAAACCAAAAUCCAAAAACAAAUUCAUGUUGUUCACCUGCGUGUGAUUUUAUAUCGUGUAAUUAUCGUAACUCUCGUUUCUCCCCGCAACCUUUGUGUAAAUAAUAACUCGUCACAUCCUUGCAAGAAAUAUCUGCGCCUCUGAAAAGAGAGUGUAAAGAGCAAGAAAAUGUAGGGGAGAAAAAAAAAAAAUCAAAUCCGAGAUACCCUCUUAACCGAUCCGUUGCACGUCCGUCUAGACGAAAGAUCCAUAUGUAAGUUUUACUGUGUAAAAUAUCAAUGCAUAUAUUAUAAAAAUAAUGAAAUAUCUUUGUGUAAAUAA
Neodiprion fabricii is the source of this 1551-nucleotide messenger RNA. It is a transcript of the gene wupA, whose product is annotated as troponin I. Gene Ontology annotation, cellular component: troponin complex. Gene Ontology annotation, biological process: muscle contraction. Lineage: Eukaryota; Metazoa; Arthropoda; Insecta; Hymenoptera; Diprionidae. The transcript is spliced from 10 exons. The record is from RefSeq and is a predicted model, not a curated record. The coding region runs from base 187 to 846 and encodes 219 amino acids.